Molecule: messenger RNA, 3769 nt
Organism: Drosophila grimshawi
Lineage: Eukaryota; Metazoa; Arthropoda; Insecta; Diptera; Drosophilidae
Gene: Khc
Product: kinesin heavy chain
Exons: 4
Coding region: 535-3471 (978 amino acids)
Biological process (GO): microtubule-based movement
Molecular function (GO): microtubule motor activity; microtubule binding; ATP binding
Source: RefSeq, a predicted model, not a curated record
GUGGAACAAAUUUUAAGGCACAACGCAUGCGAGUGCAUUUAACGUGCUGCAAAUCAUUCCGGGCCAAAAUACAAGCCAGAUUUAUUAUAAAUACGGGCCAUUGCAGCAGCGAUACCAACAACAUUUGCAUCCAAUUCAUUGUGAUUGUGGUUGGUGUCUGGUAUAACCACAAAAAAAAAAAAUAUUUUCUCUGCAUUUCGAGGCUCAAUUUGUGCGCGAGAACCCAAGCACACUUAUAGCAAAGAGCGGUUCGACACUAAAUCGAAGUCACAAAUCAGUAGCUGUCUUCGUCAUCGUCAUCGUCAUCGUCGUUUUCAUUUGCAUUGAAUGUUCAUUUUUAAUUACAUAUGUAUUCCUCUUCGCUUACAUCGAAUUUUAAAACUGAGUGUCAAAGUUAAAAAGUAAAUCCACCAUUCAAAUUGCGAGACAACUGUUUACUCAACUACAACUCUGCUGUUGUCAUUACAACAAUAACAGCAACAACAACAGCAAUUGUGGAAAAGUGUGUGGGUGACGAGGGAAUAUUGCAUUGAAAUGUCUGCGGAACGUGAAAUACCCGCUGAGGACAGCAUCAAAGUCGUCUGUCGCUUUCGGCCACUCAACGACAGCGAGGAAAAGGCCGGCUCAAAGUUUGUUGUCAAGUUUCCAAACAAUGUGGAGGAGAAUUGCAUAUCCAUAGCGGGUAAAGUCUAUCUGUUUGACAAAGUCUUCAAGCCGAAUGCGUCGCAGGAGAAGGUAUACAAUGAGGCGGCCAAGUCGAUUGUCACGGAUGUCCUCGCUGGCUACAAUGGAACGAUAUUCGCCUAUGGCCAGACAUCCUCCGGCAAGACGCACACAAUGGAGGGCGUCAUUGGCGAUACGGUGAAGCAGGGCAUCAUUCCGCGCAUUGUGAACGAUAUUUUCAAUCACAUUUACGCUAUGGAAGAGAAUCUGGAGUUUCACAUUAAGGUCUCGUACUACGAAAUCUAUAUGGACAAGAUCAGAGAUCUAUUGGACGUAUCCAAGAUCAAUUUAAGUGUGCACGAGGACAAGAAUCGUGUGCCCUAUGUCAAGGGCGCCACAGAGCGAUUCGUCUCCUCGCCCGAGGAGGUCUUCGAGGUGAUCGAGGAGGGCAAAUCCAAUCGCCACAUUGCGGUGACAAACAUGAACGAGCAUUCAUCACGUUCGCACUCGGUAUUCCUCAUUAAUGUGAAACAGGAGAAUCUGGAGAAUCAAAAAAAAUUGUCCGGCAAAUUGUAUCUAGUGGAUUUGGCCGGUUCGGAGAAGGUAUCGAAAACUGGCGCUGAGGGCACCGUGCUGGAUGAGGCGAAGAACAUUAACAAGUCGCUGUCGGCGCUGGGAAAUGUGAUUUCGGCGCUGGCUGAUGGCAAUAAAACGCACAUACCAUACCGUGACUCCAAGCUGACCCGUAUCCUGCAGGAGUCGCUCGGUGGCAAUGCACGCACAACGAUUGUCAUUUGUUGCUCGCCAGCGAGCUUCAACGAAUCGGAGACGAAGUCAACGCUCGACUUUGGACGUCGCGCCAAGACGGUGAAAAAUGUGGUGUGUGUCAACGAGGAGCUUACAGCCGAGGAGUGGAAGCGUCGCUACGAAAAGGAGAAGGAGAAGAAUGCACGACUCAAGGGCAAGGUGGAGAAGUUGGAGUUGGAGUUGGCGCGUUGGCGUGCCGGCGAAACGGUUAAGGCCGAGGAGCAAAUCAAUAUGGAGGAUCUCAUGGAGGCCAGCACACCCAAUUUGGAAGUGGAGGCGGCAGCGCAGGCCGCUGGUGCCGCUCAAGCGGCGGCCGCUCAGCGCAUGGCAAUUGCUAACAUGUCCGCCUCGGUGGCAGCCGAUGAGCGUGCCCGUUUGGCCACAGAAUGUGAGCGGCUCUAUCAGCAACUGGACGAUAAGGAUGAGGAGAUCAACCAGCAGAGCCAGUAUGCCGAACAGCUGAAGGAGCAGGUUGUGGAGCAAGAGGAGCUCAUUGCGAACGCUCGACGCGAAUAUGAAGCACUGCAGUCGGAGAUGGCACGCAUCCAGCAGGAGAACGAAUCGGCCAAGGAGGAGGUCAAGGAGGUGCUGCAGGCCCUUGAGGAGCUGGCCGUUAACUAUGACCAGAAGUCGCAGGAGAUCGAUAACAAGAACAAGGAUCUCGAUGCCCUCAACGAGGAGUUGCAUCUGAACAAAACUCAAUUCAAUUCCACCUCAACAGAGCUGCAGCAGCUGAAGGACAUGUCCACGCACCAAAGGAAACGAAUCACCGAACUGCUAAUCAAUCUGUUGCGCGAUCUGGGUGAGGUUGGCCAGUCCCUAGCGGCCGGCGAUUCCGCAAUCGAUCUCAAGAUGAACGCUCUGGCUGGCACCGAUCCCGCCAAGCUGGAGGAGGACUUUACCAUGGCCCGCGUCUACAUCAGCAAGAUUAAAACGGAGGCAAAGAACAUUGCGCAACGCUGCUCCAAUAUGGAGACCACAAACGUGGACUCCAACAAGAAGAUCGUCGAGUAUGAGAAGGAUCUCGGUGAGUAUCGACUGCUAAUCUCGCAGCACGAGGCACGCAUGAAAUCGCUACAGGAGUCGAUGCGCGAGGCAGAGAAUAAGAAGCGUAAUCUGGAAGAGCAGAACGAUUCGCUGCGCGAGGAGUGCGCCAAACUGAAGGCCGCCGAGCAUGUGUCGGCGGUGAAUGCCGAGGAAAAGCAACGGGCCGAGGAGUUGCGCUCCAUGUUCGACUCGCAAAUGGAUGAGUUGCGCGAGGCGCAUACCAAACAGGUGUCGGAGCUGCGUGAUGAGAUCACUGCCAAGCAGCAUGAAAUGAACGAGAUGAAGGAUGUGCAUCAGAAGCUGCUGCUCGCCCAUCAGCAGAUGACCGUCGACUAUGAGAAGGUGAAGCAGGACGAGGCCGAUAAAUCGAACAAACUGCAGGACAUCAUUCAGACCAGCGAGCGUCGCGAACAGGCACGGAAAGACCUUAAGGGUCUGGAGGACACCGUCGCCAAGGAGCUGCAAACGUUGCACAAUCUGCGCAAACUGUUUGUCCAGGAUUUGCAACAACGUAUUCGCAAGAAUGUCGUCAAUGAGGAGAGCGAGGAGGAUGGUGGCUCGCUGGCGCAAAAGCAAAAGAUCUCCUUUUUGGAGAACAAUCUCGAUCAGUUGACCAAGGUGCACAAGCAGUUGGUGCGCGACAAUGCCGAUCUGCGCUGUGAGCUGCCCAAGCUUGAGAAGCGUCUGCGCACAACCAUGGAGCGUGUGAAGGCGCUGGAAACGGCGCUAAAGGAGGCAAAGGAGGGCGCGAUGCGGGAUCGCAAACGUUACCAGUACGAGGUGGAUCGCAUCAAGGAGGCAGUGCGACAGAAGCAUCUGGGCCGACGUGGACCCCAAGCACAAAUUGCCAAACCCAUUCGGGCGGGCCAGGGUGCUAUUGCAAUUCGAGGCGGUGGUGGUGGCGGUGCCGCCGGCGGUGCCACAAUGGCUCAGGUGAGCGCUGUUAACUCCUAAUUGGCCGGCCGACCGCCCGCCCAGUUUCAGUACCGUACCGUUUCAGUUUAGCUCCGCUUUAACCUACUUAACCGUAAAAAAUUAUUGCCUUCGCUUAAAGAAUGUCGUUUUGCGAUCAUGUGCAGCGCUUUAUAUAUAAAUAUAAAUAAUUAAAUAAAUGAGAGGAAAAAAAGGAAAAUAAUUAACUAAAUUUUACAACAACAAAACCCCCACAGAUAUUUAAGGAUACAUAAACUAUGUUUAAGCAUAUUUAUAAACUUUUCAAAUAUAAACUUAAAUAAAAGUCGCAGACAAUUUA